CACCAAAUACAGAAUGUGGUGAAACAUGAUCUCAUCCCAACCAUUAACAAAAAAAAUAAGCGACGUUCGUAGCAUGCUGAAAAAAAAAUAAUAAAUUGCAAAGAAAGUAAAUUCCGACUGUUUGAGCCAAAAUGGCGCAUUUGCCCCAACGAUUGUUUGCUAGCGUCACCGGGAAGCGCUAUCCAAGUAACUGCCUGCUUCAAAUAUUUUUCCAAGAGAAGUAAAUACAACAUCUCACGCGUUAAAAUUCGAAUUAUGAUGACUAAGAAAAAUAUUUAGUCGAAAUUGUCCUCAUAUUGAAAAGUAAGUGAUUACAGAAAGGUAAAACAAAUAUUUUCAAAAACAAACGGUCCACGCGUACUGGGGUCCUUUGUGUGUUGACGGAAAAUCUGAGAGGGCCUAUUCAGACCACGUUAGAAUAUUUGCAGUUUAAACUACGCUUCAUUUUCCCCAUGAAUUUGGAUCUUUCCAACUGGGAUAACGUGAAGAAUAUCGCAUACUAGUGAACAGAACGCUUUCAUUGGACAACCGAAAACACCAUGCAAUGAGCUCCCCGGCCAUUCAAUAAGUCUAGUCACUCGAUCCCACUGUCUUCAGCUAGCUAGCUAACAUUAGCUUAGCUAUCUAGCUAACGUUAGGCUACAGACGUCGAACAUUUUGGCUGUGCUCAAAUAUUAACCAGGUAGCUAUGACAUCCUCCAUGGUAGUCCCUGUUAUUGAUGUGCAGAAUGAUAAUUUCAAAGAACUGUGGCCUGCUAUGGUCCUUGCAAUCAAGACGGCCUCCUUCAUCGCACUGGAUACGGAAUUGAGUGGCCUUGGAAAUAGAAAAGCUUUGCUGGCAGAAUGCAUAGAGGACCGUUACAAAGCCAUAUGCAAUGCAGCUCGCACACGCUCCAUUCUCUCCCUUGGGUUUGCUUGUUAUAAGAAACUUGAAAACAAGGAUGAUGAUGAUACGUACCUUGUGCAGGUGUACAACCUGACAUUGCUCUGCAGUGAGGAGUACGUAAUUGAACCACAGUCCGUGCAGUUCCUGGUGCAACAUGGAUUUGACUUCAACAAACAAUAUGCUGAAGGUGUCCCUUAUCUCAGGGGCAAUGACAGGAGAGUGGAUGCCCAUGGAAUGAACAUGAGGAUGCUGUUUGUGGAACUCCUACGGGCUCGCAAGCCUUUGGUGCUGCACAAUGGCCUGAUUGACAUGGUGUUCCUUUAUCAGUGCUUCUAUGCCCAACUGCCGGAUAAACUAUGCACGUUCACUGCUGACUUGUCCCAGAUGUUCCCUGCUGGGAUCUAUGACACCAAGUACGCUACAGAGUAUGAGCUGCGCUUUGCUGCCUCUUACCUGGAGUAUGCCUACAAGAAGUGCAAACUGGACAACAGCAAGUCGAUUGAGGCUGGUGGUGGUGGACGCCAUCUGUUCCUGGAGUUCUGCAAAUACUCGGCGCCCCUGAGCAACUAUGUGGACUAUAGGGCCUGUCUAGCUGGGUUUAGCCCGGAUGGACUUCUCAAUGUCUGCCAGCGCUUCUCUGCUUAUGGUUGGUGCCCCAAUGGGUCACAGUGUCCCUUGUCACAUGACACUGACCUCAUCAUCCAGCACGAUGAAAAGGAAAAGAAAAAGAAACGGAAGAGGAAAAGAAAGAACUCUUCUCAGGGGACAGUUGAAGGUGCCCCCAAGAGCAAGCAGCCCCAUAUGGAGCUAAAGCAGGACCAGGUGAUCCCUGACAAACACACCAAACCGCCCCCUCCCACAGAGCUGGUAGAUGGGGCUCAGGCACAGAUGCCGGUAGAUGGGGCUCAGGCACAGAUGCCAGAGAGCGAUGAGAAGAUGAAGACUAAGGUGGAAGAAGGCAACGGAGUCAGAGAGCCACAGGCUGUGUCUGCAGAUGAGAAAAUGAAGACAGACAAAGAGGUGGAAAGAAAUGGAGUGUCAGAGCCACAGCCUCUGGCCACACCAGAUGCAGAGAAGAAAGAAGAGUCCAAAAGGAAGAAGCUGGAGGGAGGUACCCACCGGGCAGGGUUUGACGCAUUCAUGACGGGCUACAUUUUCUCCUAUGCUGCCACUUUGACAGAGAGAGUAGGUAAGCCACUGAGCUCAGAGACCUGGCUCCCAGAGUGCCUGAACAAGGUUUACCUCAGUGGCAAGUCUGUCCCGAUGCAUAUCGUCAAGAGCACAUUCUCCAAGUCCUUCAAGGCUCACUUGCACAAGAUGGAUGUCGUGUGGGGGAAGGGUGUGGUUAGCAAAGUAGAUGGAACGGUAUAAAGAUUAAAUGGAACCAAACCUAUUCCUGGUUUAUAAUAAAGCCUUUUUAGUUAAAAUACUUCUUAGUUUAAGUACUUUAAGUACUUCUUAGCUGUACCUUUUAAGUACUUCUUAGCUGUACCUUUUAGUUUAAUUUUAUGCAGUAUUGUUUCAAUAAAGGCUUUUCCUUGGU
This is a messenger RNA of Oncorhynchus gorbuscha (pink salmon), 2429 nucleotides long. It is a transcript of the gene toe1, whose product is annotated as target of EGR1, exonuclease. NCBI's taxonomy places the organism in Eukaryota, Metazoa, Chordata, Actinopteri, Salmoniformes, Salmonidae. The record is from RefSeq and is a predicted model, not a curated record. Gene Ontology annotation, biological process: snRNA 3'-end processing. Gene Ontology annotation, cellular component: cytoplasm; Cajal body. The transcript is spliced from 7 exons. Gene Ontology annotation, molecular function: metal ion binding; 3'-5'-RNA exonuclease activity; snRNA binding. Bases 689 to 2257 code for a protein of 522 amino acids.